This is a messenger RNA of Fusarium odoratissimum NRRL 54006, 1979 nucleotides long. RefSeq lists its product as uncharacterized. The coding region runs from base 1374 to 1979 and encodes 201 amino acids. NCBI's taxonomy places the organism in Eukaryota, Fungi, Ascomycota, Sordariomycetes, Hypocreales, Nectriaceae. The transcript is spliced from 2 exons. The record is from RefSeq and is a predicted model, not a curated record.
ACAGGCUCCAGCUCGAAAAUCUUGGCACCGGCUGUGGUGAUCAGUUCGCCGUUUUCUUCAAUUGAGUCCUGUUGCUGGCCGAGGAGCGUCUUGAUAGCGGCGAUCUCAAGCGGGACGUUACAUUCUUCAAUCGUUUCCUGCUAAUCACAUCCGUCAGCCAAGGGUUCCGAAGCUGAGUAUGUCUGCGCCUCGAUAUGCACUUUGAAACCUCUGGCGCCACGACCACUGAACCCUGCUUUCCAGUCCCAGAUCAACAUAUGACCAUCUGGACAGACCCCACACAAUAUGCCCAAGACGCAACUUAAAGGCAGUGUGGACUGUACUCCCGAGGUAUACUGGUACGAGACCGCGAUCCCCAAAGUCAAAGGUGUGCCCAGGCUAAGCCUGGAGAUACCAACCCAAAGUUUCGACGGAAAAAACAAGCGCUUCGGGGCCCUGAAUUAUGCUCCCAAGCCGAACUGGAUACCUUGGCGCUUGACUUUGAAGACCUGGAAGCGACCCAAGCUGCAGUCCAAGCUAAGCUUGGAGAUGCUCACAUGAACACCUAGAUCCACAGCUCGGGACCCGACACCCAAGGCCAUCAUCUGAAGACAGACACGAAGACCUGGACAUUGUGUCGGGGAACUUUGAUGCUCCUGGCUCGCAUGCGGGGAAGAAGGGGCAACAAGAGGAGUGCAUUCAAGGGUGGAUGAGGAAAGAAGCAGUCAUACCUGAUCGAGAGGAGUCUCCUCGAUGACCAUAUCGAUCUCGGUCUGUGUGGAGGUUAGUGAGACCUGGUAGCUAAUGCGGUCUUUGAUCAAUAGCUUACCGACGGGGGAGUGGAGGCUUGCCCAGCUUGCACAGCCUGUGCGUCAAGCAUUUUGCGCUGGCGUAAGGUAGUUUUUGCCAUCUCGGAUGAUGAUAAAUGGUCGUCGCAAGGAUGAAGUAAGAGCAGAAGUUGCGGUUGUGGUUGACCUCUGUAGAAGUGAAAGGAUGAUGAUGAAGGAAGAAGAGAAGAGAGGGAGGGAGGGGAGAGAGGAGAGAAUUUAUAGGCAGCAGAGGGAGGGGCUGGUUACGAAAAGCGCACGUUGAAUCACAGUGGCCGCAUUCUAUUGUUCUCUAUUCUGCAUUCGAACUGCAGUGCUGAUUGGGUGGUAGGUUGCGAGAAAAGUGAAUGCCGUUUGGCGAUGACAGCUGGCAGCAACUCGCAGUAACUUGCAUCUAGCAGUGCAUUGCCAGUGUCAUUCAUCACCUCACUCUAUCUAGCGUAAUAACAGGUUCUCUUGAUUUCCUUAUUCUGUCUCUUUACACCUCGAGAUCCUUGCUCAACUUCCAAGUGUUCAUCCAUUACUCUGUACCCCUAACAUCGACACUAAAAAACUUCCAUCGCCAACAUGUCCCGUCCACGGCCGGGCUCGCGGUGCCGACGCAAGAUGCGGAGGGAAAGAGAGGAGCUGGGAGAAUGGGUGCCGAAGCAAGAAAAGGAGCCCGCCCAAGCUGCCGCCGAUCCAGUUCGGGCCUCGACCAUCGAAUCUACCGCCGAAGCGGCCGCCAGUGCUUCAGCUCCGGAUUCCAAAGACACAACUGAUGAAACGAAGGCACGUCCUUGUCAACAUCGUCAUCUUCCUGAUCGUCACUACUACUAUCGCCAGGAGAAGUUUGAACGUCGCUUUGUGGCCCUUGAUCGGUGUAUCAAGGAACGUAUUGAUGCCAACAUCGUAAAGUGGCGCGCUGCCAUAGACGCAGACACCAAGAAACUGCGCCGUCAACACAAAGAGCUGUUAACCAAGGUUAAGAGCGAAGCAGAGCAGAUUCGGCGCGAGUACCAGGUGGAUAUUAGAGACACGAAAAAAGAAAUCAACCGCCUCGAACGGAAAGUGGACGAGAUACAAGAGGAAAACAAGACUCUCCGGGAUGAGAUCGCGCGUGAACGUCGCCGCAUGAUGUACGAGCGAUACGAUGGUCCUUCGCAUGACCAGCAAGCAGAGCGUGCCGAGUGA